Molecule: messenger RNA, 2226 nt
Organism: Pseudovirgaria hyperparasitica
Lineage: Eukaryota; Fungi; Ascomycota; Dothideomycetes; Acrospermales; Acrospermaceae
Product: DUF1671-domain-containing protein
Exons: 5
Coding region: 328-2226 (632 amino acids)
Source: RefSeq, a predicted model, not a curated record
CAUCGUUCAUUCAUUGCUCUCGAGCCCAAACACCCAUUGAAAACUGCUUCAGCGUGCCAUUUUGCUGAUAGGCUAGGUAUCAGAGUUUAUGCGUCCUCGAAGUUGUCAAGCCCGUCACCAGUAGAUCACGGGUGAUUACCUGCCACAUGUCUGUGCGAACGUGACAGAGCCUCUUCACUAUGUUCCGAACGCAAGCAGCUAUGAUAUGAGGGAAGCCUUUAAUUCAGUUAUUUCAGACACUCCUUUCCCCAAGGCCAGCUGUGCUGCAAGCUCUUCUCACAAUAUCCUUUUAUCGGACCGUUCACACAUCGCGAAAACAAGCCCAACAUGGCCCCAAGUUUAGUUGAAUGUCCUUUUUGCUCCGCAGCAUUCUCUCAAGAUGAUGUGUAUUGGCUGCAACUACAUAUCGAAGAGAGUCACACACCAGACUCUGCUUUUAGGAUCGCUCCUGAAGAUGAUGCUGAUUCCGCUUCUGCUUCAACCACCUUUCAAGUCUCAGGCGCACUUGCUGAUUGCGAUGAUGAUGAUCACACUUUCGUGGACUGUCCCGAAUGUGGAGAGUACGUCCUGCUUGACGACUACAAUGACCAUUUGGACCUGCACGACGUGGAAAAGCACAACACUUACUUACCAUCAUCUUCAUCGACUUCAUCCACUACACGCUCCAAACAUCAUGAUAUGCGCUCAAACCCCUCAUUACUAAACGAGAAUAUUUCCAUGAACAUAUCCGGGCAACUGCCAAGUCAGAAACGAAGACAUUCUAGUUCGGGUUCAAGAUCCAGCCUAUCUCGGAGUGUCUUAACUUGUACCCCUUCUACCACGAGCAAGGCUCGCAUUUCAAAGAGAAUCAAAAGUGCUCGGCUGGGUAAGAAGGAGCUCGGCCCUUACGCCUGGGAAGAUAGAAUGCCGGCUUGGCUGGAAAAGAAACUUGCCGAUGGGCCCAAAAUAUCCAUCGUCAACCGGAUCGGUGGAGACGGCCGAUUGAUAAAGCAAGAGGUUGUCGAGAAUGAGACGCCAGGAAUUCCCUCGAUUCUUGCGCAGCUGUCGCACGUGGAUCGAUCCGUCCGCAAAGCGUAUUACUGCCAUCCGAGUACUGUGCAUAUUUGUCACACCCCUAAAGAAGGGGGCUUUUGUGGGUACCGAAAUCUUCAAAUGUUGAUCUCGUACAUCCAAGGUGCCAGAGCUCAAGGCCAUACUGAAUUUCCAGGCCGUACACCAACCAUUCUAGCCCUUCAAGAUAUAAUUGAAGAUGCUUGGGACAAAGGUAUCAACGAAGUUGCCAGAGUCCAGACCGGUGGUAUCAGGAAAACCCGAAAGUGGAUCGGCACACCGGAGGCUCAAUCCGUCCUUGUCAACCUCCAGAUAGAUAGUGGCGUACAAGUCUUCUCAGAUGGUCAGCGAGGCUCAGCGCUCGAUCAGCUUCUAAUCUUUGUUGAGAGCUAUUUCCAACAAUUUGUCACGGACGCCGAUCAAAAGGUCCAUAGAACCCUUGCACCGCCAAUAUACUUCCAGCAUCCAGGGCACUCGCUUACUAUUGUUGGAUUUGAACGUCGAAAGGACGGCUCCUGUAAUCUCGUCGUAUUUGAUCCUAUGUUCAGAACUUCGCCUUCGAUGCACAGACUACUCGGGCGUCAAAACAUUGCAUCACCAAGGCCAGAGGUCAUGGACGCAUAUCGUCGCGACGCAAGAAAGCUCCGCAAACAUCGCGACUUCGAGAUUCUCAUGUUGACCGCCGCGCCGCCUCAGUUUCCAGCUUGGGCUAUAAUGGCGCAAUUCCCGGCGCACAGAUUUGUGUACGUCUUCCUGCGCUUCUCAUCAGUGAGCAACCACGGCGGCCCCGGCUACGACGUCUAUCCCGAACACCAUUUCCUCUCUGCUUUUCCAUGGCAGAGCUUCGGGUCUCUUUUUAUGACAGACGAAGGACGUUUCGCUCGCGUUCCACCGCCUCUCUCUCCAUACUUGCAAAUGUUAAUGCGAUGCCAAUUUCGCGGAACACCUCCGCCGGUUCCCGAGACUGUGCAACAAUUACUCAGUUAUCAAGACGUCGCUAAACCCGAAGAGUGUGGAUUGCUUCCUGUAAAGAUGCUGACUGAAUCGGAGAUGGAGGAGGUCUUGUUCUGGCAAGGCUGUGGCACUCCAUCCUGCACAUUUGGAUGUGGUAAAGAGAGGGCGGGUGAGAUUGAAGCUGCGAGGAAAUUGUUUCGUCCUGAGGAGAUUGUCACAUGA